Molecule: messenger RNA, 3089 nt
Organism: Sus scrofa (pig)
Lineage: Eukaryota; Metazoa; Chordata; Mammalia; Artiodactyla; Suidae
Gene: GABRE
Product: gamma-aminobutyric acid type A receptor subunit epsilon
Biological process (GO): monoatomic ion transmembrane transport
Cellular component (GO): membrane
Molecular function (GO): extracellular ligand-gated monoatomic ion channel activity; GABA-A receptor activity
Source: RefSeq, a predicted model, not a curated record
GGAGGAGUGAAAGUUGGAGCCCAACAAAACCCUCCACCGCGCUCGGUGCGGCCAGACCGUGCGCAGCGACCUCCGCACAGGUGGUCGCGCCGGUCCCCGCCGCGAUGUUGACCAAAGUUCUCCUGAUCCUCCUGGGCACGUUCGUAAUCCUCCCGUCGAGUAUUGAAGGACCAUAUGUUGGGUCAUGGAAGGGACCCACCGCCAGUGCUGAGGAUGUCUAUGAUCCCAAGCCCCAGGCUCCUGAAACAGAACUCCCCACUGAAGAAAUACAGCCCACCACUGUUGAGACCUAUGAUAGGCUUGGCAAACUGCCAGCAGCCACUCACAUCCUGGACAGCAUCUUGAAUAACUAUGACUACAAACUGCGCCCUGGCAUUGGAGAGAGGCCCACUGUGGUCACUGUUGAGCUCUCCGUCAACACCCUGGGGCCUAUCUCUAUCCUGGACAUGGAAUACACCAUUGACAUCACCUUCUACCAGACUUGGUAUGACGAGCGUCUUCGUUACAACGGCAGCUUUGAGAGCUUUGUUCUGAAUGGCAACCUGGUGAGCCUGUUAUGGGUCCCAGACACCUUUUUUCGAAAUUCCAAGAGGACCCAGGAACACUCGAUCACCAUGCCCAAUCAGAUGGUCCGCAUCUACAAGGACGGCAAGGUGUUGUACACAAUCAGGAUGACCAUUGAUGCUGGAUGCUCACUCCACAUGGUCAAAUUUCCAAUGGAUUCUCACUCUUGCCCUCUGUCUUUCUCUAGCUUUUCCUAUCCUGUGAGUGAUAUCAUCUACAAGUGGGACAAUUUCACGCUUGAAAUCAAUGAGAAUAAUUCCUGGAAGCUCUUCCAGUUUGAUUUUACAGGAGUGAGCAACUCAACUGAAACUAUCGCAACCCUAGCUGGUGAUUUCAUGGUCAUGACGCUUUUCUUCAAUGUGAGUAGGCGGUUCGGCUUUGUGGCCUUUCAAAACUAUGUUCCUUCUUCUGUGACCACGAUGAUCUCCUGGAUUUCCUUUUGGCUCAAGAAAGACUCUGCUCCCGCCAGGACUUCUUUAGGGAUCACUUCUGUACUCACCAUGACCACACUGGGCACCUUUUCCCGGAAGAAUUUCCCACGUGUCUCCUAUAUUACAGCCUUGGAUUUCUAUAUUGCUAUCUGCUUCGUCUUCUGCUUCUGCGCUCUAAUGGAGUUUGCCGUGCUCAACUUCCUGACCUACAACCGGACGCACCCCCGUGGUUCUCCAAAACUUCGCCAUCCUCGUAUCCAUGUGCGUGCCCCCACCCCUCCCCGCAUCCCAGAUCCUGAAUCUUUCGUGUGCGACAUUGAGGACUCUGAGGAGGAAGAGGAGGAGGAGAGUGAUGAAGAGGACGAGGGACCAUCUUGCCCAGCCCGCCAGGCUGUGAGGCCAAGCAGAGCCUCUAGCCCUGGCGGCUGCUGCAGGUGGUGCAGGAGGUAUUGCUGCAUGGUCCCUGGUUGUGAUGGUAGCAGCUGGCAGCAGGGCCGCCUCUUCAUCCAUGUCUACCGCCUGGAUAACUACUCGCGAGUUAUUUUCCCUGUCACUUUCUUCUUCUUCAAUGUGCUCUACUGGCUUGUUUGCCUUAACCUGUAGGUGCCAGCUGGCACCCUGUGGGGCAGCCUCCCCAGUUCCCCAGGAGGUCCCACAUUUUUUGCCAAGGGAGUUGGGGGAAAGCAGCAGCAGCAGCUGGAGCAGCUGGAGAGUGUCUUUCCUUCUCCUUCCCCAAAUAUGAACCUGCAGGGAACUGGACUUGGCUGGUCCCCUCCCCCACCUGGCCCAUCCACUGAAUCUCCUUGGCAGCCCAUUUUGAGUAAAAUUGCCCACCUCUCUAUUCCUCAAGGGGCAUUGAUGAUGCUCAGGCUUAAAAAUGUAGGUCUCAGUGACCAGCUCCCUAAGACAGUGUCCAUGUGUGAAUGGAUUAGCUAUCUCCCUAAAGGGCUGACACCCACUGCCUUUUUCCAGAAACCCAGUACUGCCUUUGCGAUGCUCCAGGCCCAGCUCUGGCCUCAGCCUCAAAGUGCACAGACCAGCAAGCCGGAUUAUUAUAGUCUUGAGUCUGUCUCCCUGCCCUCCCUUCCCCUGCAGAUUGAUAGCCAUUGGCAUGACCCUUUAGGAGGAGGGGAGCCAGCAGUUGAGCCUCUUUAGGACUGUAUCCCUCCCUCUGCUGCUGUGACACCUCCCUCUCCCCUCCCCGCUGGCCUUCAUUCCUCAUCUGCACUACAAUUCAAUGCCUUGCAUCCAGUGGGUAUCUAUUUUUGUGUGUGAUAAUAGUAAUUACCCCCUGCUUUGUAUGCCACCUUCUUCCUCCUCCUUGACCCCUGUGACUCUUUCUGUAACUUCCCCAGUGACUUUCCUAGCCCCAACCCAGGUGCUAGGCCAUGGUGACUUCCCGGGGCCAAGAAACUAAGGGAACUCUGCUUUGCAGUGGGCAUUACCCACGUUGAUUGAUGCCCACCUAGGGCACAGCAUAGGAAUUCUGCCACGACCUUGGCCCCUGGACCCAUGAGCUGGUCCACUCUUAUCCCUGGGGCACUCUGACAAUCACAAUCAAUCAAUUGAAUUCCCUUAAAUUUGUACAGCACUUUACCUUUUGCAAAAGAACUUUUGACAAAUUAUUUCUAUUUUGAGCCUCAUAGCCUUGUAAUAUAUACAGGGCAGGAUUCUUAUCCCCAUUUUGCAGAUGAGAACCCUGAGGCACAGAUUUCUAUGGGACUGUGGAUCUCACUGGAAACUACCCAGGAGCCCACUGUCACCUUCUAGAUCACAUGACAGGGCUAGGCAGCUCUGGUCACCAUGAUUCGAUUCUUUAGCCUCUGCUGGCACCCCAGUGGCAGGGCCCAGAGUGGCAGCCUCUUUUCAGCAUUGGUCUGCUCAAUUCCUGGGCCUCAGGUGCUCAGACUGCCCCUAAGAUCUAACCUCUCCUGGCUCUGGUAACCCAGUGAGGUAAAUUUGAACACGCCCCAAUGCUUAUAUAUGCUGAAUGAAAUCUGUGUCUGUAUUUUAUUGGGGAGGGUGGGUAGGGUGGGGAUCCAUCUGCUUUUGUCACCAUCACCUGAAAAGGGGAAAUAUAUCAAUAAAGAUAUC